Molecule: messenger RNA, 613 nt
Organism: Rhizopus microsporus ATCC 52813
Lineage: Eukaryota; Fungi; Mucoromycota; Mucoromycetes; Mucorales; Rhizopodaceae
Exons: 3
Coding region: 15-521 (168 amino acids)
Source: RefSeq, a predicted model, not a curated record
CUCAUCUUCUUUUCAUGAACCAUCGAAUUAUUCCGGAGGAAUUUUAUUACCUACGCCCAAGCCAAGACUUGCGCCGCCUCAAGAAAACUGAUCUAGAGGACAUUCUCAUGAAUCACGAUGUCCCAUUUGGCCCAUUGAUGAGACGAGUUGAGCUGUACCGUCUCUUCAAGAGCAACAUCCUCAGUAGGCGUGAUGAGAUAGUAGACGCGUACUACGCUGUCAUGGAUAAUCAAAAUCCUAUUAAUGAUAACAGCAAUGAAGACGAUGAAUCCGAUUCCGAUCAUAGCCCUGGUGAUGAGUCUGACUAUGAGUCUGACAGAGACGACGAUGAAUUGAGAGAGGGAAUUGGUGCAAACGAAUUGGCUCGUUUGCAGUCAGGCAACUCCCUGUCAUCUGAAAGCCUCCAUCAGCUAUAUGAGCAAAGACAGGAUUAUCCGAAGAAACUUACAGUUAAAAAAAUGAUCAUGGCAAUUUUUAACACUUGUAUUUUUACCUCCAGGAAAAAAAUUCGUGCAGUUUAAAAAUAAAAAUUGAUUCAGGCUCUGCAAUUGAAAGAAAAUAAUUUCGUGUAAAUUAUGAAAAAAAAUUCGUGCAGUAUCAGGUUCCUUUCUUU